Oryzias latipes (Japanese medaka) is the source of this 3851-nucleotide messenger RNA. RefSeq names its product centrosomal protein 85 (gene cep85). The record is from RefSeq and is a predicted model, not a curated record. Lineage: Eukaryota; Metazoa; Chordata; Actinopteri; Beloniformes; Adrianichthyidae. Gene Ontology annotation, cellular component: centrosome.
UGGUUGGCUGGCUGCCAUCAGAGGGAAUCAGUUUGCUAGCGGAACAACAACAGCAGCAGCAGCAGUGGCUUGUACAGAUUCGGCUUUACUUAUUAGCCUGAAACCGAGAUUUGUUUAUUGCAAUUCCACGUCUAUAUGGAGAAGAAGAUGUGCUCUCUCAUGGAAUGACAACCUCAGAGAUACUUUGACUCCGAACCAGCUGCUCAAAUCGCUGACAUGGAGUGGCAGACGCCAGCUGUGUCAGAGAAGUUCCAAAGCCGAUUUGGCCGCCGUCCUGGAACAUCUGACAGCGGGGACACCGGUCUUGGCACUUCAGCAUCUGACAGCACAGAAGAUUUCUGCAGUUCCAGCAGCAGUCCCUCUUUCCAACCCAUCCGCAAUCAGAACCCCAUUCCCACUGCACAUGUCAUGCCAUCAACAGCGGGCGGCCCGGCCUCAAAUCACCAGUCGUUUGGUCAGGAAGACGCCUUGUCCUCCGCUGAGGGUCACAGAUCUUCAUCAAGCUCAAGAACCACGAGUGGGUCCAUAUCAAAGUCUUCAUCGCUCUGCAAGUCUGCGUCUUCUCCCAACUUGGACGCUCAGGACGGAAUGGGGGUUGAUCCUGUGAGAGCCAGGCCAGACUGCCUGAGCCGCUACCGCAGUCUCAUAAACGGACUGGACCACUCGCUUUUCCCCUCAGACCGUACACGGGUGGAUGAAGGACAGAGGUUUGAUACUCCUGACGUGGAACCUACGCUAAACCAGUCGGCACUCAUAGGGGGGCUCUGUCCGGAUGGAAGACACCAGUUACAGACGACAGGGAUUAGAGAGGCUGUGGACUGUGCGUCUGAUGCCUACAGAGGAGGUUUGGAGCACAGCUACAACGUUCUUCCUGAAGCGAGGCCUGGUCUCUCUGGAACAUCUGAUCCCUGUAAUCAAAGGGGCAGUCAACUCGGUGCCGCAGGACUUUAUUCCAACCCUCUCAGUCUGCAGACUCAAGCUUUGCUGAGGGAGCAUGUAGGCCCCAAAGGGUUCGAUCCUAUGCGGCAGGACAGAUGCAGUGAACUUUCCAACUGGCAGCAAAAGCAGCACCUGGAUAGUUUGCGCUUGCAGCUGGAACAAAUGCAGUUAAUGAAUGCAGGAGUGGGUCAGUACCCGUCUUUGUAUUCUACACCGAUGCAGUCGGUGUCAGGAAAGUGGGACGCUCUGGUCAAAGCCAGUGAGAGUCUGCUGAAAGAGAAGGAGCUGAUUAUCGAGCGACAAAAGCAACACAUGGCCCAGCUGGAACAACGUUUGAGGGAAAGUGAGCUGCAAGUCCACGGGGCGCUUCUGGGCCGGGGAACAUCUUUUGGGGACAUUUGUAUGCUGCGUCUUCAGGAGGCUCAGAGGGAGAAUGCCUUCCUGAGGGCUCAGUUCAGUGAGCGCACCGACUGUGUUGCCCUGGAGAAAGCAGAAGCAGAACGGAGGCUGGGGGUAGUUGAGGCGGAGACGCAGCGCCUGACGGGGAGUUUGAAGGAGGCCUGUGAGAAGCAUGCAGAGGAAAUGAAGAAACAGGAAGAGAGGAUACGCAGUCGAGACAAACACAUCAACAACCUAAAGAAAAAGUGUCAGAAGGAAGCAGAGCUGAAGAGAGAAAACCAGCAGCGCAUCGAGACUCUGGAGCGGUACCUGGCCGACCUGCCCACCUUAGAGGACUACCAGAGGCAGAAUAAGCAGCUCUUAGAGGCUGAGGAGCAGGCGGCUCAGCUACAAGAGAGGGUCACAGAACUGGAAGCCAGCCUGAAGACGAAGACCUCACAACUGCGAGGGAAAGAGACACAGCUGGAGGAACAGAAACGAAGGGAGAGGGACCUGCUGACAACCAUCACUGACAUGCAGCAGCGGGUGCAGCAGGGUCUGGAGGAUGGAGCCCGGUUGCCCUGCCUGGAUGUUGACAAACUGAGAGGGGAGAACAACGCUUUAAGAGAGGAACAGCAGAAACUCCGAAAGGUUAUUGAGAAGCAACUUAAAAUGAUGGAGCAGCUCAACUCUCAGAUUAAGGCUUUGGAAGAGCAGCUAUCUCAGGAAGAAGGCAGCUCCCAGGCUCUCAGAGAAGAGAUGUCGGCCAAAGAGCAGAGCGUGUUGGAGCUCCACGUGGCCAUGAAGCAGCUGUCUGCCCAGAAUCAGGAGCUGAUGGAGAAGAAUCUGACGCUCCAGGAGCAGAUGAACGAUCCAGAGCAGAAGAGCUCCAACCAGGCGUCGUCCGUCCUCCAACCAGCAGGAGCUCAGCUCACGCAGAGGCUGCUCUCCGAGAUCGCCUCCUGCCUUAGCGACCUGCGCUCCCUGUGCAGCAUUCUGACUCAGCGGGCUCAGGGACAGGACCCCAACCUCUCGCUGCUGCUGGGUCUCACCUCACCUCCUGCGGGGACGGAGCAGAACGAGGACUGGAUGGAUCCAGACGUGCUGCAGAAGAAGUUGGUGGAGGCCCAGCAGCUCCGUCGGGACGUGGAGGAGCUACGCAACGUGAUCCUGGACCGCUACGCACAGGACAUGGGCGAAAACUGCAUAACCCAGUAAACCCCAACCCCACAGAAGCCCUCCUUCCCCUCCGCCGCGUCACACCAGCAAGUCUUUUCUCCAAGAGGAACAGAUUUAGUUUCUGAAAACGAGGACAAAGACGAGCCCAGAUGGGUCAGCUUCUGCCUCUCUGUGUUGACUGAAUGACUGAAGCCUGUUAGUAGCUGAACUGUCUCAUCACUUUGGCGAGUUAGUGUGCUUCACUUUAAGGGCUAACAGAAAGUGAACAUAACUUACCUCUACUACUUGAUCCUUUAAAGCGUUUAGUGAUUUGAAUCUUGCUGACACCGUGCUGUAAGUUACCAAACAGUCUUACUCUUCCUGCUCCAAACUGGCAGCGGACUCUGUCCUGCAAAUGUAACUUAUUGAAAUCUCAACUUCCCUCUUUUGGGGAAGGAUCCUUAAGUGGUUGACAAUCAACUGAGUAUAUUUUAACCCGUGCUUUAUGACUGAUGCGCUGUUAUGUAAAGACUCAACAGAGAGGUUUAACAACCAAACAGCUACUCGCACCAACAAGCCUACGAGAACAUUUAAACCAAAGAAACUCUGGUUCUAGCUGUCACUCAAAUGUGUCGGUGUUCACGCUGCAGCAGAACACCGACUGAACACCAGCAUGUGCCUUCGUCCCGUUUUGGAGGCUCAACUCCUUUAGUUUCUGACCAACAGGAAGGACUGCCUGCACCCGGCUCUUCCAUGGCAAGUUUUCCUGUCAGUGCAUCAACCAGUAGGACAGCCAACACAUUCCCAGACUCUGAAUGUAGACGCUUUCACUCCUGCUAGAUCAAUGCAUCAAAGGGAAAGGUUUCUGAGAAACAGUGUUAACUGUCAGUAUUUAUUUGUCUGCUUUGAAAGCUUUCAGGGGUUCAGCAAACCUGUGUAAUAGUUUGCUAACAUUCAGACGUGAAGGUCCCAUGAAAUGGAUUUUAGAUGUGUUUUUAUUUAAUUGUGUUGUGUUUAAAAGAAGCCGUGUUGAGGCGAUGGGAAGGGCUGGCUGGAUCAUCCCAAAAGACAUUGUGGGGGAAAAGUUCUACUGUCUUAGAGUACGAGUGGUGCAGAAAAACCGUUGUGCAGGAAGGAAUUUGAUUAAAAAAUAUGCAAGAAGUGAAGAAUUUGUCUUAGGAACAUUGAAGCCAUAUUUCAUUUCAUGGGACCUUUUAUCUCUCGAGUAGCACAAAGUUUGACUCAGAAAGUCUCUGCAGCCUUAACGCCUCCAAUUUUUUGCUAAAGGGGAAAAAAGACGUUUAUAUUUUCAUACUUUUGUUCUUGUUUGUAUUUGCAUAUUUUAGAAAUAAAGAUUUUCAAGAUUUGGUUUUCAA